Capsicum annuum is the source of this 3227-nucleotide messenger RNA. Its product is annotated as protein GIGANTEA. The transcript has 6 exons. Gene Ontology annotation, biological process: response to stress; regulation of long-day photoperiodism, flowering; regulation of circadian rhythm. NCBI's taxonomy places the organism in Eukaryota, Viridiplantae, Streptophyta, Magnoliopsida, Solanales, Solanaceae. The record is from RefSeq and is a predicted model, not a curated record. Gene Ontology annotation, cellular component: nucleus. The coding region runs from base 2589 to 3203 and encodes 204 amino acids.
GAGUUUUUAAAAAAGCUACAAAAACCACUGCUGGCCAAAAGUGUUCAGUACUCUUCACUUUUCUCCAUUUCUGCCUCCUCGGCUUAAUGUUUUCCUCCUGUAUGAAUCGAAAAUUCAUCUUGAAUCUUCUAUGGGUUAUCUUCCAGCUCCAUUAUUGCAUUGAUGUGUUCUUGCUCUUUCUAUCAACUUUAUUUGGUUCCGAUGAGCUUUGACUCUCUCUUGUUGACUUACUUCUCCACCUCAAUUCUAAAUUAUCUUUUUUUUGUCAGAUAUUGCUGUCUUUUUGUCGCUGACAAAGUUUAGCUACUGUCAGGGGAAGCUGCAUUUACUCCUGUUCUUGGUGAAGAUUUUUGGUAGCUAGGGCAUAGAGCUAGAAUUAGUACAGUAGAGUACUCAUUUUUUUGACAAAAAUAAUUAUCUCUGUGUCCUUGCUUGUCUCUAAUUCCCGUGGAGUUGCAAUAUUUAGGACCACCCGCUACUUUAUGAACUAUGUGUAUAUGCUCUUUACUUCUAUGCAUUAUAAUUAUGCUUGAAUGUUAAUCUUCCUUGUUCGAAUCCUUAAAUCAGGGAUUUGCAUCUUAUCCAUGUUUAUAUGUUUCCUAACUGCUACGGUAACUCAUAGAAGCUAUGAUAGUCUCUAGAGAUUUAUGAUUCGAUUACUUCAUUAGAGAAAUCAUAUGCUACUGUACUCCUUCCUUAAAUGUAUGUUGGAUCUGUGUCUAAUUUCUCUAUAGCUUGUCCCUUAAGUCCUUAAUCUACUUAACUAGUUCCCAAGUCAUUUUUCAUUGCCUGUCUAUCAUCCUUUUUAGUGUCAGGGAGUCCGGUUUUAUAGUAACAUCCUUAAGUUCCUCCCCUUAAAUGUAUUCUAGAGCCUGCUUGAUUGCUUUCAUUUUUGCAUAAGUAUUGGAAGCCACUCCUAUUCCUUUUGCUCUAGCAAUAUCAUAUCCCCAAUGUCAUUCCUAAUACAAAAUGCAAAUGCAUUCAUUCUCGGAUUACCUUUACUUUCUCCAUCUAUAUUGCAUUUGAAUUUAUUUUUCUUCGAAAAACUUCAUAUGACACUGUGAUAGUGUAACUUUGACUUGUAAUUUCUUAAUUUAGUAAAAAUCUGUGGCCACUAUUUCUUUCCAAUUUUGAUCCAAGGAUACAACUUCUUUAAGAGCUUUCUGAUUAGAUCUUGAGUCUGCCAUACCUACUCCCUGUAGGUUACAUUUCUACCAUAUUUAAUUGCAUUCCUUCUCUUCCAUAUACUCCAUAUAAUUAUUGGUGGGAUAACCUUGUAGGUUGUAUCCAACUUUAGUGCUAAGUUCAUUGUCCAUCAUGUGUUGAUGAUCUGUUGUAAGUGCAUGUCUUCAAUUUCUAUCCCUAUAAAAAUAGCAAACUGCCUCCAUAACCUAGUGGCUAUGAGGGCUGUUAGAAAUAGGUGGGCCAUAGUUUUCUCUACUUUCUCUUCAUAAUACCAACAUCUAAAUACAAUAUUUAUUCUCAUUCUUCUCAAAUUAUCAUAUGUGGCAAUCCUCCUCUUCGAAGCCCUUUACAUAGAAAAGUUUAUUUUAAAAGGUAGACCUUUUGCCCAAAGGAGCUUGUAUUCUUCUUUCUGUUAUUUCUUCUUUCUUAUGAUUUCCUAAGCUGAUUUAACUGUAAACCUUCCUUGAGAGUUCUCCAUCCACCAUGGAUUGUCAUUUAUCUCUAAUCUGAAAGGAUUUAUAUUUCCAAGGAUAUGUUGACUCAUCUCUUCGGAGAGUUAACUUCUCAAUUUCACCUCAUCAUAUUCUAUAUUUCUACAAAAAUCUCCCCCCUCUAGAUCCUCUUUCUGUAUAUCGUCCCCUUCCACAUAAUAAAAGGCUCCCUACUUGGUAUAAUUAUCAAAUUAAAAGCUAAAAUUUUUAGAUUUGGCCUACCACCAGUUAUUAUGUUCAACUUCCUCUAACUCUCAUCAUCUUCCUCCACACAUGUGAAGCACCAUAAACCCUUACCAUUAUUGAUGGUAUUUUUUAUAGAAUUUGUUCCAUAUGUAGUCACUCCACAUUUAAGAUGUGGAGACUCUGAAGUUUCACCAUAGUUUGGCAAAAAGAGCAUUUGAGAUUGAAUGGAGUAACCUAAGUCGUAUCCCACCCUCUUGUUUAGGAUAGCACAUAUUCUCUUAUGAAACACAUUAUUUGUUACUUGCAUCAGUGGAGUUUGCCCACAAAAAUCUUACAAAUAUUUUAUGCAGUUGGUUUAUCACACAUCCUGGUGGAUUCAUUGCUGACAAAAGAUAAAUAGGCAUUGGUUGCAGGACAUGAGUUAUUGUUGUAUAUCUACCUUUAAAUGCAUACAGGUUCUGAGAUAGAAUUAUCUGGAUUUGAGAUGAAAAGAUAUCAAAAGGAGAGGAAAAGUGCACAGCUGAAGACCCUGCACAAAUCAGGCUCAGUUACUGUGGUCGCGAUUUGAAGGCUACGAUCGCGGCCAGUCACGAUGGGUCAACAACCAUGAUCGCAUGCAUCUAACUGCGAUUGUGGUAUCCGCAAUCGCGGCAACGCGGGAAUAGGCUCAGGGCGGACAAGGAAUUGCAACCAUGGAUUGCCAAAGAUGAUGAUCUUGGUCAGAAGAUGUGGACAAUAAACCAAAGAAUUGUGAAAUUGAUCGCAGAAUUAAUGAGGAAUCAUGAUACACCGGAAGCUUUGGUAAUUCUUGCUAGCGCACCAGACCUCCUCCUACGGGCCCCAGAUGGGAUACUUGUAGAUGGAGAAGCAUGCACAUUACCCCAACUGGAGCUCCUGGAAGUUACAGCUAGAGCUGUACAACCAGUGCUUGAGUGGGGAGAAUCUGGAUCAGCAAUUGUUGAUGGCCUGGCAAACUUGUUGAAGUGCCGCUUAUCCGCUACAGUUCGUUGUAUUUCUCAUCCAAGUGCUCUCGUACGUGCUGUCAGUACAUCAGUUCUCCGUGCCAUUAUGCAUGCUGGUUCAAUAAAAACUAGAGCUAAACGAGCAGAUGUAAAUGGUGUCCAUGGUCCUGCUUAUAAGUACUUAAACAUUGGCAGUAUUAACUGGCAAAGGGAUAUUGAAAAGUGUUUGACAUGGGAAGCUAACAGCCGAAGUAAUAAUGGAAUGUGUACACAAUUUCUUGAUAUGUACCUAUGGCUGAGCAGUCCAAUGUUGACUUCUCCUUUCAAUUCACAUUACUUAGGAAUUAACCUUCUUAGAUCUUGUAUCUCUUGCCAUUGAUAUGAAAAGUUUUCUAUCUUCUUA